UAUUUUGUAAUUGUCACACCACAGGGAGAUUUUGGAAGGAAUAUAUCUACUUAAAUACAAAACUUAUCAUUGUGAUACAGAAAGCAGAGCACAAAGAAAAAAAAACUAAAGUAGCAAUAGGGAUAUACGAUAAAAUCCUUAAGACAUUGUAACUUGUAUCAUUUUUUUUCCGUCAUGUAGUCCACACUCCUUACCAGUUGGUGGCGGUAAUGCGUCCUUCUCUUAUUUGCCAACCGCCAAUACAAUAAAGAAGAAGGAGGAGGAGCCUAUGAAAGAGAAGGCGCCAAUAUUGUAUUUCCAGCGGAGUGACAGUUGAUUUUGAAUUUUCCAGCGAUGACUGAAAACACCUUUCCCCUCCAUAAUGCGGACGCUAUUGUUAAUUUCUACCGCAGUGAGGUUCUUAUCGGCCAGGAGGCCAAACAGUUCACUAAAGGAGACCUGACCCCGGUUCCCAAGCCAGAAGCAGUUCAGACGCUGUACAUGAGAAUCCUGCAUCUCCUGUACCGCUUCAGGCCUGAGUGCCACUCCAUGGUUCCCUUUUCAGAGAACAUCCAGUAUCCGGGCUACCAUGAGGGUGCUACUGCCAUAAUAAGUGUCUACACACGGAUGAGGCAGUUUCUGCCGAUGUGCCUGGUGUACGACUUUUCAUUGAAUGACCUUCUGGCUCCAAAAAAACAGAAGACUCUGGUCAUUCUGAGUGCCAUCAUGAACUUUCUCCACUUCAGGAAGGAGAGGAUGGUGUUGAUACUGGAGAAACAGGCCAAAUUUAGGACAGACAUGGACAAACUGCAGACAUACACCAGAGGCAACCGGGAAGCAGAGAAGAAGAUUGAGCAGCUAACGACCAUCCCACCAGAGCAGCAGGCCGAGGCAGAUGAGCUGGCUGCCGCUCUCUCUGAGCUGCAGGCCACCACCGUGCAUGAAUACCAGGAAGUGAACAUCAAAAACGAAAACAUUGCAGAGUGGAAAACCAAAAUAGCAGAGAAGACGCAGAAGCUGUCCCAAGUGAAGGUGGACGUCAGUAACCUGAAAGAGGACAUCACCAAACUCAAGUCUCAGAUCGUGGAGUCUCCAGAGGAACUGAAGAGCCAGAAGGAGAAGAUGAAGGAAGCUGCGAAGAAAAUCAAGAACUCCAUAGCAGAAACAGACGAGUAUGUGGUGGAGAUGCAGAACAGGGUGCAGAGCGUGGCCCACGCUGAGGCCGAGCUCCAGCAGAUGAACAGCCUGCUGCAGGACCUGGAGAGCAGCAUGAACAACACCAGGCUGCGUCAGGAAGAGUACCAGGAGCUGUUGAUUCAAAGCGAGAAGAUGCAAAAGGAGCUGAAAAGUCUGUGCAGCGAGGAGGUCCAGCUGAAGCGGGCUCUGGGCAUGAAGCUGGAUAAGGAGUGCAAACAGAACAUCCGCAGGCAGAAGAAGAGAGAGACGAAGGAACACCAUGUCCAGGAAGUGCUGGGGCAGUGCAACCAAAUCCACCAGAAACGCGAGGAGAUGGCGGAUAAGAUCCAAGCGAUCAUCGGAGAGACCCGUCAGCUGAAGGCCAAGAUCAAGAGCCUGAGAGACGUCUGCAGCAAAGAGACGGAGAAGGCCCAGGCGCUGUAUGACACCCUGUCAACAUCAAUGGAUGGUCUUCACAAGAGGAUCGAGAUGCACAUUACAGACCUGAAACUUCACCAAGAUGUCUAACUUUUCCAUAUGUCUAACUUGUUUUUUUUUCUCCUUCUGUCUGUUUAGUUUUUUAUUUAAUAAUCUUUGUGAAUCAACUUGACUGAUGAGUGAAAUAACUUGUAAUGUCAAAAAAUGUUCUCCCCAUUUUUCUUGUCUUUACCUUCUCUCUUUGCUACAAUUGUAUUUUACAAGAAAUGAAUGAAUAAACUGAAUAUUAGAAAAAGCUUUGGACAAAUGUUCAGAUUAAGUUAGGAUCUGUUUACACUCAUUAAAUGAAUACAGAAUCAUAA
This is a messenger RNA of Xiphophorus maculatus (southern platyfish), 1955 nucleotides long. RefSeq names its product kinetochore protein Nuf2 (gene nuf2). Gene Ontology annotation, cellular component: Ndc80 complex; kinetochore. Gene Ontology annotation, biological process: meiotic chromosome segregation; attachment of mitotic spindle microtubules to kinetochore; mitotic spindle organization. The record is from RefSeq and is a predicted model, not a curated record. The coding region runs from base 334 to 1683 and encodes 449 amino acids. The transcript has 13 exons. NCBI's taxonomy places the organism in Eukaryota, Metazoa, Chordata, Actinopteri, Cyprinodontiformes, Poeciliidae. Gene Ontology annotation, molecular function: protein-containing complex binding.